GAGGAAGGCACGUAAUCCAAGGACCAUGAAACAGAGAGGAAGUUCAGAUGCUGGAUGACCAUCUAAAAGUUGAAUGAUUGAUCUGUUUAACUCUGAGUACGAUCCUGUAUAUUUCUAUGAGUUCAUGCUAGGUGAUUCCUUAUCACCUAAUAAAAUGGGUCAGGAAAAUUCUCGUCCCAGUCACAAGGAAGCUAGCAAUGACAUGCAAGACAAUAAUAUAGAAGAUUCUUCAUCUAUUUCUCAGAUUCUGAGAGAGAACUAUUUAGCUGAAAACAGAAUACUUCAAGAGAAUAGUGAACAUAGCACAUCUAUCUCCUCUUCUCACUCCUAUCACCACAGUGUUUGCUCUAGUAAGGUUGAGGAGCUAGUAGGAUCAGAUGACCUUUUGGACCUUUCUGCGUUUCUAAACCAGGAAGAACUUGACCAAAGUGUGCAUUUGGCCAGGCAGUCUAUUGAUCAAGAUGGAAAACCGACAGAUACACAGACAAAUCUUAAAUGUCCACCAAGAGAAUUGAAAAGGCAGUCUAGAUCUGCUGUCAAGCCAGAGGUGAGCAAAUCAAGUAAUUCAUCAGUUCCUGAGAAAGAACAGUUGUCCAACUUUCAUCAGGAUCAUGUAGAACAAGACGAGCAACAGAACUCAAUAGAAGGCCAUAAGGAAACAAAAAAAACACAACAGAGAUUCAAUCCCUAUGGAACUGAAACAGAGAAUAAAAAGGAAUUUCUAAAUAAAGCCGCAGACUUUAUUGAAGAACUUUCUUCACUUUUCAAAGCCAACAGUUCCAAACGCAUCAGGCCAAAGACAUUAAAAAAUCGUAGGAGCAAACGUGAUUUAAAAAGUGGAACACUUGAAGAAGACAUUUCUAAUUACACAAGUCAGUCAGAAAGUCGAGAGAGAUCCGUGUGCACGCCAGUAGAGACAGAAAUAAAUACUACUGUCACUGAGGAAAUCGAUAGGUUGAUAGCUGUAGAACCGUUGGAAGCUGUAGAACCAGAGACUGAUAAGGAGGCUUUGCAAGUUGAAACAGAUGCACCACCUUCUUCUUUUUAUCUAGAGGAGACAAUUGGCCAGCCUCCAAAUUUUAUUCAGAAAUUAAAAAGUAGAGAAGUUACAGAAGGAAGCAAAGUACAGUUAGACUGUAUUGUGGUUGGAAUUCCAAGACCUGAAGUAAGGUGGUAUUGUGAAGGUAAAGAACUAGAAAAUUCACCAGACAUUCAAAUCCAGAAAAACGGAGAUAUAAAUUCUUUAAUUAUCACCGAGGCAUUUGAAGAAGACACGGGUCGAUAUUCCUGCUUUGCAUCCAAUAUCUAUGGAACUGACUCCACAUCUGCAGAGAUUUAUGUAGAAGGAGCAUCUUCCUCUGAGUCUGAAGGUGACACAAUGAAAACAGACCUGGAUCAGUCUCCAAGUGAAAGCUCUGCAUCUGAUACACAAGAAAAUAUUAACAAGGAAAUGAACCCUCCCAGCAACGUGCAGACAAUAAAUAUACAACCAACAAUGAUUCAGCAGUCUGCAAGUCCAACCAACUACCUACAAGGACUUGAUGGGAGGCCUCUAAUUGCAGCACCUGUUUUCACAAAGACAUUGCAGGAUCUUACAUCUUCCGAAGGCCAGCUGGUUGUAUUUGAGAGCAGAGUAAAAGGAUCUCCGUCUCCCAAAGUUGAAUGGUACAGAGAAGGAACACUGAUUGAUGACUCUCCAGAUUUUCGCAUUUUACAGAAAAAACCACGAUCUAUGUCAGAACCCGAGGAGAUAUGCACCUUAGUAAUUGCAGAAGUAUUUGCAGAAGAUUCUGGAAUGUUCACCUGCACAGCAAGCAACAAAUAUGGCACCACAUCCAGCACAGCGUUCCUAACAGUAAAAGGUACUGAUGUGAAUGACGUUAAAUCUCCGAUUACUAUAACCACAAUCAACAUAGAUGCCUUCAAGCAAGAACCUUUGCCUCUGACUCCGCCUUUGGUUGAGCCUCCCCCGAAGCCCAAAUUAGAAGGUGUGUUAGUGAAUCACAAUGAACCACGGCCAAGUUCUAAAAUUGGCUUAAGAGUGCAUUUCAACUUGCCUGAAGAUGAUAAAGGAAGUGAAACAUCAUCAGAAGACACCAUCACAGUGGAAAAACAAUUUGAAACAAACACAGAGGAUAUGCUCAAUGGUCAGUCAUUUGGAGCAAAUAAAGAGCCACCACCAGUAUUUGCUAAACCAAAAUUAGACCGCGGAAAGCUACAGCAGCUCCAUAACCAAGUUAUGUUUGAACAACAACUCCAGCCUCCAUCUUCAAACCCUUCGACAAAGGAUGUGCCGCCUACCUCGGUUGUUCAGAAUUCAUCCACGAGUGCCCAAUCUUACAUGUUUGCUCGUCCACUUCAGUUUCUGACCAGCCCAGAAUUUCCAAACAAUACACCAAUAUCUAAAUACCCAGCAUCCACACCCAGCACCUUGUCACAGCCUAAACCAUGGACACCUAGCACAGAAACUUCCCCAGAAUUAUAUCCUGACGCUGUGCCAUCUUUAGCCAAAAUGGAGCCAUCAUCUUACACCCCUACAGAAUUAUAUUUUUCUUCACCACCACCUUCAACACAGAUGGUCAAGAAUCAUUUCCAAGCACAAACUGUAUCUCCUACUCCUGUGUCCCCUCCAAGGAUUCAAAAUUCUGUUGCAUUUCUAAGUUCUGUUCUUCCAUCGCUGCCUCCUACACCUGUAUCAACAAAUGCAAUGGGUCUUCCUAAAAGUACAUCUUUUCCUAAUUCUCUUGUUCAUAGGUCUUUUCCUGGAACCACAAAGAAAAAUUCCAAGUCAGUGAGAUUUAGCUCACAUAGUCAAAUACGUGAGAACAAAGAUUUUGUUGUACGUGAAUUAGAAAGAAAGCUUUCCUUUAGAGAUGAAUUAUCUCAACCCAGCCCACGACAACAGGAAUAUAAAAUCUCCAACUUUGAGCAGAGGCUAAUGAAUGAAAUCGAGUUCCGUUUGGAGCGCACCCCAGUGGAUGAAUCAGAUGAUGAUAUUCAGCAUGAUGAAAUACCGACGGGAAAGUGCAUUGCCCCAAUAUUUGACAGAAGGUUGAAGCAUUUCCGUGUGGUGGAAGGAACGCCCGUUACAUUUACAUGCAAAGUAGUUGGGAUUCCAAUACCUAAGGUGUAUUGGUUUAAAGACGGCAAACAGAUCUCAAAGAAAAAUGAACACUGCAAGAUGAGUAGAGAAGGGGAUGGAACGUGCUCGCUACACAUUGAAUUUGCCACUAACGAUGAUGAUGGGAACUAUACAAUCAUGGCGGCCAAUCCACAGGGAAGAAUCAGCUGCUCCGGUCAUUUAAUUGUGCAAUCAGCCCCACUGCGUCCACGGACUAUCUCUACUGUUCUCUCACAUAGGGUGAGGCCGCAUCUGCCCGAAGUGGAAAAUGAAUCAGUACAAGAGAGGUUCUUCCGUCCGUAUUUUCUCCAAGCCCCAGGAGACAUGGUAGCACACGAAGGACGCCUGUGUAGACUGGACUGUAAGGUCAGCGGAUUGCCCACACCAGACAUAAUGUGGCUCCUCAAUGGAACGCCAGUUUCUCCAGAUGUCACCCACAAGAUGCUGGUUAGGGAGAAUGGGAUCCAUUCGCUCCUUAUCGAUCCAAUCUCACAGGCAGAUGCUGGGACCUAUACAUGCAUAGCAACGAAUAAGACAGGGCAGAAUUCAUUCAGCCUUGAGCUCAGUGUAAUGGCAAAGGAAAUAAGGAGACCACCCAUAUUUUUGGAGAAACUGCAGAAUUGUGGAGUUCCUGAAGGGCACCCAGUUAGGUUAGAGAGUAGAGUUGUCGGAAUGCCUCCACCGGUAUUUUACUGGAAAAAAGACAAUGACACCAUUCCUGUCUACAAGCAACGCUUUAGUAUGCAUCAAGAUACCACAGGAUAUGUCUGUCUCCUUAUCCAGCCUGCAAGGAAGGAGGAUGCUGGAUGGUACACAUUGUCUGCAAAGAAUGAGGCAGGGAUUGUCUCCUGUACGGCUAGACUUGAUAUAUAUGCUCAAUGGCACCAUCAGAUUCCGCAAUCAAUCAAAAAAAUCCGAUCUUCUGGUACCCGUUAUUCCACUUUCUCCAAUCCCACCUCAGAUUUCCUCAGCAGUUCCACUUUAGCGGAAGCAUUUCAGGGUUUCUCGCCAGCACGGGAUGUGGUUGAAAGUGAUGAGCUGUGAAAUCAGUUGGCUACAGUAAAACGAAAACUGUGAAGAAAAUAUAGCCGGAAAGUUUACAAAUUGCCCUAUUUUUUAUUUUAUUUUAAAGAGAACAAAUGAUGAAAAAAAAAAAAAAGCAAAACAAAAGAGAACUGUACGGUUUCCGUUAUAUUUUUCCUUAUUGACCCUUUUAUCCACCGACUUGUAGUAUGUUUCACACUUUUACAUCAUAGGGGCUUGUUAUUCGUUGCUAUCUACAUAGCGACAGAAAUGGUUAAAUAGAUUUGCCAUUAAUUUUGCCUGUACACUCCAGUGAUAUGCACCAUGGCGGGUAGCUGUGUCACUGACAAAACUGGCAGUGUGAUAUGUUUGAUAACUGUGUUUUCCCUAUUUAAUAUUUAUGUUCACAUGCAGAAUUCUAAAAGUCAACUAUAGAUAUUAUAUUAAAAUAUGUAUUAUUUUUAUGUACCAGAUUCAUUGUUCUGUAGUGAUGCUUACACUGUAGAUGCUACAAAGGCGAUUGUGACACCUCCUAGUAUUUAAAUCCUGGAAGCUUGUCUAUGUCAAUUGAUAAUUGAGUUGUAUCAUCAAAUAAAAUGGCAACAUAGUGCAUAUA
Messenger RNA from Pelobates fuscus (common spadefoot toad), 4760 nucleotides. It is a transcript of the gene MYPN, whose product is annotated as myopalladin. The transcript is spliced from 22 exons. NCBI's taxonomy places the organism in Eukaryota, Metazoa, Chordata, Amphibia, Anura, Pelobatidae. Bases 74 to 4165 code for a protein of 1363 amino acids. The record is from RefSeq and is a predicted model, not a curated record.